GGGGUUAGUCCAGGGAGGCGUUUAAUCACCCCGUUCGGGACAGACGUCUUGGGCGGAAGGACCGGUCCCUGCACUUUACUGGUGCUGAGUGAUUUUUCUCUCCACCAACCUCCCCCGCACCCCCCUCACCCCACCCAACCCUCACACUCUCCCACAUCCCCCCACCGACAGGGAGCUACGCGGGACAGGACUGCACGCCGACCCAGGAGACGGUGUGCCGCCCGUGCGGGGAGGGAGAAUACAUGGACUCGCCCAGCGGGCAGAUCGCCUGUCUGCGUUGCAGGGCCUGCGACCCCGACCACGGCGAGGUGGAGCAGAGCCCUUGCACUCCGUCCACACCCACGACCUGCAGCUGCGCCCCCGGCUUCGUCUGCAGCAACCUGUCGCCGGAGGUGGGCUGCCUCUCGUGCACAAGAGACCCCUGCCCCGCGGGACAAGGAGUUUCCAAGGCCGGUAACGAUUCGUGGGGCAGCUGGUGUGAGCCAUGUGCCCAGGGAACAUUCUCCAGCUCCCCGUCACAAGAACCCUGUACUCCCUGGACAAAGUGUGGAGACCGGGGCCUGCAGACCCUGCGGGCGGGAAGCCCGGUGUCGGACGCGGUGUGCGGACGCGAGGAGAUCUCAACCCUGCAGACCCUCGCCGUGGCUCUGUCGGGGGCCGUGGUGGGCUCUCUCCUCCUGGCGACAGUCUACGUGGUGAGGCGCAGGGGCUUCUUGUUACUUCGAGCAGAGAAACUCGAUCCGUCCUAGAAUUUCUCAACUGGUGGGGCUGAGAUUUUGGCAAAACCCGGCAGGCCCUUGUCACUAGUGUCGGUUUUAGUGUGUUGUGGUAAUAUUUAUUGAAAUGUUCUUCCUUGUCUCCCUCUCCCGUACCCGGGGAGCUCCCUCCCUCUCUCGUACCCGGGGAGCUCCCUCCCUCCCUGUCUCUCUCCCUCCCGUACCCGGGGAGCUCCCUCCCUCCCUCUCUCUCCCGUACCCGGGGAGCUCCCUCCCUCUCCCGUACCCAGGGAGCUCCCUCCCUCCCUCCCUCUCCCGUACCUGGGGAGCGCCACCUCGCGUCAGUGCUGACUCAGGCCGUGCGUCACUGUUACGCUGCCUCCCUACUGUUGCACAAAUAUAUUAUUUUUUUAUACAGAAUGUUGUUGAAAUUUAAAUAAAUAUGAACCAUGGUGAAA
Pristis pectinata (smalltooth sawfish) is the source of this 1174-nucleotide messenger RNA. Its product is annotated as tumor necrosis factor receptor superfamily member 14-like. Gene Ontology annotation, cellular component: CD40 receptor complex; external side of plasma membrane. Gene Ontology annotation, molecular function: protein binding; antigen binding. The transcript is spliced from 6 exons. The coding region runs from base 243 to 749 and encodes 168 amino acids. NCBI's taxonomy places the organism in Eukaryota, Metazoa, Chordata, Chondrichthyes, Rhinopristiformes, Pristidae. Gene Ontology annotation, biological process: CD40 signaling pathway; cellular response to interleukin-1; positive regulation of transcription by RNA polymerase II. The record is from RefSeq and is a predicted model, not a curated record.